UCCGGGGUGAACAUGUCCACAGCUCAGGCUCUGAGGGCGCUGGUGCAGCAGCGGCUGACCGCAGCUGCGGAGGAGAUCUGCGGCCUGUUCGAAGGCGCCAUGGCGGAGCUCCGGGAGGAGAUAGAGCGGCAGCGAACCCUGCUGGAGGCUCGUGCGGGGCCCCAAAGAACCGGAGCAGACGUCUACAAACUAGAUGUAAAGAAAGAGGAGUUUCUGGCUGAGCAGCAGAACGGGACCUUCAGGUUGGACCAGGAGGACCCUGAGUCUUCACUCGUCAAAGAGGGACAUGAGCAGCUUAAAGCCCCAUCUUUAAAGCAGGAAGCUGCAGUCACAGAGUUUCAUCUCAUUCCUGUAAAGAAAGAAGAGGAUCAACACUUUCAUUGCAGCCAAACCGAGAAAAUUAAAGACCAUGGACAAGAAUCCCUGCCAGACAAUGAAAUUAAAUCAGAACCUGAGCCCAAACUCAGACGGGCCAAUAAGUCGUCCAACGCUACUCAGUCUCAUUCAGACUUUCCUAGAACUAAAGACCGUAAUUGGAGCGGGAGACCGUUCUGCUGCUCUUCGUGUGGGAAAAGAUUCAGUAGGCGCUCGAACCUGAAGAGGCACAUGCGGAUCCACACAGGAGAGAAGCCCUUCAGCUGCAUGCUUUGCAGUAAAAGGUUUGUGCAGAAGAUGUGGAAGCUGGCAGCUAAAAUCAAAUGA
Nematolebias whitei (Rio pearlfish) is the source of this 702-nucleotide messenger RNA. Its product is annotated as zinc finger protein 260-like. The record is from RefSeq and is a predicted model, not a curated record. Bases 13 to 702 code for a protein of 229 amino acids. The transcript has 3 exons. NCBI's taxonomy places the organism in Eukaryota, Metazoa, Chordata, Actinopteri, Cyprinodontiformes, Rivulidae. Gene Ontology annotation, cellular component: nucleus.